Molecule: messenger RNA, 4212 nt
Organism: Syngnathus acus (greater pipefish)
Lineage: Eukaryota; Metazoa; Chordata; Actinopteri; Syngnathiformes; Syngnathidae
Exons: 7
Coding region: 549-1964 (471 amino acids)
Biological process (GO): negative regulation of T cell activation; T cell receptor signaling pathway; intracellular signal transduction
Cellular component (GO): plasma membrane; membrane raft
Source: RefSeq, a predicted model, not a curated record
AUGGCGUCAGAAGGGAACGACACACAAGAUCCGGGAGUCUCCUGCAAACUGUGCCUGCUGUGUCACAUGGAAGCUCGGUAGCCCAGAGGACGCGACGCGAGUGGUGAUGAUGGCGGGGGCUUGAGGGACGUCGGAGGCGAAAGCGCGUGGAGAUUCUGUAGCUCUGCCCAGGCGACCCCCACCCACUCUUUACCUACCCCAACACCAACUGGCUGUGAAGCAAGAGCCCGCUGUUACCGGGGGUCAGCGGGCAACACAAAAAAACGAUGCCAAAUGCAAUGCGGUGCAUUGGUGCUGCGUGAAGAGCCAACGGCCACGAAGGGACGGAGGGAUGCUCGUUGCGUCGCAUGCACCUUGAUCGAUUAUGCUGGCUGGAGGGCGGUUGCUGGUCCGACGAGCUGAACCCAAAGGACGGGCUCAUGGUGCGCUUUUCCGAACCUCGGAGCUGAAUCCCCGAGAGAGCGUGGCCCUUGCCUGUGUGCAUGAGCGUGAGGCCGAGAGUGUGAGUGUGAGCGCGUGUGAGAACAAGUGAGCGCCAGCGCUCCCACAUGGCCUCCAUGCAGGACGGGCUGAACUUCACGGCUCCUCCCUAUGGCAAGGUCCUGCUGCUGGGUGCCAUCGCUGCCGCCUCAGCCUUCGUAGUCACCAUCCUCAUCGUGGUACUCUGCGUGGGCUGCCAGAGGAAGGGAAAGACACACAAUGUCCCCAGUGAAGGUGGGAAACACCGUCUCAUGGACAUGGGUAUACUCAGGCAGUCCAAGCUACGGUCCAUCAGUAAAUCAGACACCGAGAUGAACAAGAUGAACUGCAAUGGCAAAAGCAGGCAGCUUCCCCAGAUUCCCUCUGGGACUGGAGAGGACGGAGAGCACACUUACUCAGAAGUGGGCCGAAGCUCCUCCGCCACGCGAACUGACGACGCGCUCUAUGCCAUGGUAGGCAGGGCAGGUCAGACGGACACUCCAGCCCCUCCGGCCGUCCCUGCCAACACCCCGGCGCCACCCGACCCGGACGGGGACGUGGAAGGGGGCCUGCCUGAACCCGAAGCCCAGGUGGUGUCCGCGCCUCACCCCCAAGAGACGGCGGAGUACGCCUGCGUCAGGAAGCUGAGGAGAGCGGACAAGGCGCCCCAGAAGAGGGACAGCGGGACGGACACGGGGGACCCGCCGGUGCCUCCGCCACCGCAACACCCCCCGCCUUCUCACCCUGCCCCUCCGCCGCCACAUCCUCACAGCACAAAGUUGCCCCGCAGGAACAUGGAUGCCUUUAAUGUGCCGUCAUUCCCCAAGGAAGUGAUGUUUAUGGGAAAUGGAGAGCAGUACAUUUGGAAGCCUCCAGAGGAUGAAGAUGUCCUCAUGCUCCACAAUAAGGCCCUGGUACCUCUGGGGGCGCACACCAUGGAGAACAUCCAACCAUCUGCUGCAGUGGUGGCUGAGAUGUAUUCCAAGGUGUGUAAGCCGGCCAAGAAGAAACGCGCCGUACCCGGAUCGCCGCCGUCCAAUCCCGGCUUCAGGACCUUGGGUCGCCCCGACCGGGACCGGGAACGCGACGGGGGCUUUAGCGUCGUGGUCAAGCCCCAGACGUGGGCCCCUCAGGAGGGCAAAGUGCCCACGGGCUCCCUGGACGACCACUGCUACGAGUCCUUCGGGACAGAGGAGUGCGAGCCGGCCUACGAGAACCUGGAAGGCGGAGUCGGUUGGAGGCGAGAGCGAGCGCCCAACACGUGCGCCACCUUGCGGCCCAGGAGGAAGAAGGCGCAGCAGCCUUUGCAGCAGCAGCAACCGCCUCCUCCGCCACCCACGCAGCACAACCCCAAAUUACAGCACCUGCCCGCCAAAGCCCUGCUGCUGCCCGGGGAGAGCCUGUAUGAGAGCAUCGGUGACGUCAAGCAGGGCGCCACCACCUCCAGCACCACCACCAUCUUCACCUUCAACGACGGCAUGGAGAUGUACGUCACGGGGCUCUGAGGAGGAGCGGGCUGCCGCGCCGGCCCCUUUCCGUCGAGGGGCCGCCAACGCCGGUCUUUCCCAACCUUUAUUCAUCCAAGGCAUCUUUGACAUUAGGGGCUUUAUUUCGAUAGACGGUACAGAUUCAGAUUUUCCUUUCCUCCUUGAGUUGUGAAAUCCCCUAUUUAAUUGCGCUCCUUUUUUCCUUAUAUUCAUUUUUUUUAACCACAUGCCUCCCACUCAUUCAUAUAUUUUUUGAUAAAAGAAAUUGAGAGAAUAAACUUUCAAAACACAUUAUUUGCAGUAAAAAAAUUUUUUUCAGAGCGAUAAAGUGCAAUUGUAUCACUCAUGUGUCGUGACAUAGAGGUUGGGAAUCGCUGGCCUAUACCACAAGUAUUGACGGUUGAGUUCCUCUCGUGCCCUGUCCCUCUCCCCGACACACACACAGACACAACACGACAAACACACGCUGUUUACAUUACGUCAUGCCUUUCCUGGGCUCCAGCGGCCUUAAAUACCAAGGUUUAUAUGUUACGGCCGGGGCUUAGUCCAAACUGGAAAGCUUCGAAGGAAUCCAAAGGUUGUGAGCACAAAAGCAUUGCAGAGCAAUCAGUAGGUACCAGUAGCACUCGUUCAUCCGUAGACAACAAGUGUGUAAAGCACACGGAAGAGAGAAACUGAAAUUCUUCCUCAUUUCUAGCGCGUAAUAGUCCUUGCUGGGCCGGAGAAAUAAUAAUUUUUAAAAAAAGCACAGCCUUGAGAAAUAUUUGGUAGCACUUUUGAGUGGGCCAUCUGAAGUUAGUCAUGAUGGGAUUCAGGAUGCGGCGUCAAUUAUUCAAAGGGAUGAAUUACUUGUCAAAAUACUGGAAAGCUCAGGGACCAAGAGAAACAAUUAUGAGAGUAUUCUAACUUCCUGGGGAACCAAACCCAAGCUAUCAAAACAUUCUGUUAGGUUCUUGAUGUGCAUUUCUUCUUUUUCAGCUACUGUUUUGAUAAAUUCAUAAAUUAUUUACUGUACAAAUCAAGAGAAAGAACAGGCACUUGCAAAUCAGGUUUUAAACUUUUUUUUUAUAGAACAAAUCCUUAGCUCUAAGUGAACAGCAGCUGAUAAAAAGAUAUGCAAAUUAGAAAUCUAACAAAGUUUUGACAUCUUGAGUUAAAUCGCCCUUUAAGAAAGAACUAAUGGCACACUUUUUUUGCAUUCCUCCUUAACACUGGCACCAAGCAUUUUCAUCUCUGACCCGACUCUUCUCUGCAUCAUGUCCGGCGUAACAUGGACUGAACACUGUCUCUCUCUCUCCACUGCUGUCUGUAAAUGAGCUGUUUUACUUUGUUGAGCCUGUCCUGCACUUUGCCUGCUACGAAUUGCAUGCUAAAAAAAAAAAAAAAAAAGCAGGUUGGGAAAAAAAAUCAAACACUGUCGAGUUGUACCUCUAUUAAUGUUUUUAUUUUCUGUUGUUGUUGGCAGUUUCUUUUGCCAGUGUGUUGCUUUAUUUCUUCGUAGAGGAAAAGGCCACUUUCGAGUCCUUCUUCAACGCAAAGAGGACUAAACCGCUUGAGUCUUUAAGGGUGAACACGCUGGCUCGACUCACUCACCUCAUCAUUCCGUCGCUACCUUGUGUUCAUAUAACGUUGGCUUGGGUUUUGCCAAAGCUGCCGUCGUGCUGGUGUGUAUAAGUCGCAUCUGGUCACUCCUCCAUUGACAAACACUCGCUCUUCUAUCUGUGUUCAAAUGAAAUGAGGAGUGGAAAAUACAUGAGAAGACAUCCUGGACUAUGAUUCCAUUUGACCAAAUAUUCCCAGCAAAGCGUGUGGUUAUACUGUAUGUUGAUGCAAUGUGUAUGUAUAUUACAAAAGAGAAAGAAUAAUAAAUAUAUCCUCAGUGUCAAGAAAUCUAUCUUUUUCUAUGAUGUUUAAUUGUGUUAUGGAAUGAGUAAUCUUGUGACACAAACAGCUGCAAUGUAAAAAUUAACAAAAAAACAAAAAAAAGGAAAUCCCGUGUGUUGUUUAUUGUUUUUCUUGAAAUCGUAAAACUCGGGCGGCGCCCAUCCGACCGGACGGAUGGCUGGAUGGCCCCGCCCACUUGAGUCAGUCUGUGUGGCGGCAGCUCAUGUUUUGUGUUUGCUCUUCAGACUACAGGGUCUUGUACUCCAGCAGCGUGUGAUUCAAGUGCUAAGUGCAAAAGAUUGUAAUGUUUUAUAUCAAGAUUACUAUUCAUGAAAUGUCAGUCAAGUUUAUACUUUUGUAAUAAAGUGGCACUUUAAAAACA